Molecule: messenger RNA, 981 nt
Organism: Truncatella angustata
Lineage: Eukaryota; Fungi; Ascomycota; Sordariomycetes; Amphisphaeriales; Sporocadaceae
Exons: 2
Coding region: 1-981 (326 amino acids)
Molecular function (GO): 4-hydroxy-tetrahydrodipicolinate synthase activity
Source: RefSeq, a predicted model, not a curated record
AUGGCAGCCCCACCGCCAGGCAUCUACGUGCCUGUGCCGACUUUCUUCCAAUCAAAGAAGUCGGCCACUUACAGCUCUAUUGCGUCCCCACUAGAUAUUGAAACACAAGCAGCGCACUCGAUAUACCUAGCAAAAGCUGGCAUCAAGGGCCUUGUGCUGCUUGGUAGUACAGGAGAGGCUAUUCACUUGACUAACAAGGAGAGGUUCGACGUAUUGUCAGGAGUUAGGCAAGCAUUCGAGAAGGAGGGCUUCAAGGAUUAUCCCAUCAUCGCUGGAACUGCAACUCAGAACAUCGAGGAGACGGUUGAGCAGUUGAAGAGCGCAAAGGAAGCUGGCGCGCAAUGGGGUCUGUCUCUGGUACCUGGUUACUUUGCUGGCGCAAGCACACAGGAAGGUAUCAUCCGAUGGUUUACAGCCGUCGCUGAUCACAGUCCCAUUCCUGUGUUAAUCUACCACUACCCUGGCGUCUCGAAUAAUGUCAAGGUCAUCCCAUCGACAUUUGCUACUCUCGCCAAGCACCCGAAUAUCGUGGGCUGCAAACUUUCGCACGGCGACAUCUCAGUGCAUGCACAGAUCGCCUCGCAUCCAUCCAUAGAUCACUCAAAGUUCGCGACUUUCACCGGUCUCGGCCAGCAACUGCUACCUGUAAUCACUGUCGGUGGGGUCGGUGCUAUCGAUGGCUGCGCAGGUUUCUUCCCCAAGAGUGUGGUCAAAUUGUAUAACCUGUCGAUCAAGAACUCACUCUCUGACGAAGAGCUCAAGGAACGUCGAGCUCUGCAGUGGAAGAUCAGCACCGUGGAAGAAAUUGUGAUCAAGUUUGGUACGGUCGGCAUCAAGGAGGCUAUCAGCAGAUUACGAGGUUUUGGAGACGCUGAUGGCACUCGUUUGCCAUUGGAAGGGGGUAUUCCUGGAGGCGACGCCGAGUGGGCCAAAUGGCAGGAGAGUAUCGAUGUCGUACAGAAGGUGGAGGAUAGUAUUUGA